Prorocentrum cordatum is the source of this 1077-nucleotide messenger RNA. NCBI's taxonomy places the organism in Eukaryota, Dinophyceae, Prorocentrales, Prorocentraceae. The record is from the annotation of a GenBank genome assembly.
AGGCGGGCCGCGCUGGCGGCGGCGGCCGCCGCCGCCGCCGCGGCCGUCGCCGCGGACAGCGGCCUGCGUGCGGGGGGGCGCUACGCGCCAAGCGGGCCGGUGGUGUGGCCGCCGAGGCUGUCCAAGGAGACGCUGCGCGAGGAGCUGGUCCCGGGGGCCAUCUGGGGUCUGGAGCAGGUGAUCGCGUUCUUCACGGUCUCCGCCAACGUCCGCAUGACGGUGGUGCGCUUGCGCGACGGGGGCCUCUGGGUCUGCUCGCCUGUCUCGCCCACGGGCCAGUGCCUGCGGCUGCUCCGUGAGCUGGGGCGCGUGGCACACCUCGUGGCGCCGGGGACGGCGCUGGAGCACAAGGCCUCCUUGGCGGACUUCUCGCGCGAGUUCCCGGAGGCCACGGUCUGGGUCUCGCCCGGCCAGGGCGCCAGCCCGCUCGACCCGCCGCUGGGCCGCGUGGACGGCGUGCUCGGCCAGGGGAGCGAGCCUCCCUGGAAGUCAGAGAUCGACUACAGGGUUUUCUACGUGGCGCCUCCGGAGACGGCCGGGACCUACGCGGAGACGGCCUUCUUCCACGCCCAGAGCAGGACACUGCUUCUCACGGACGCCGUGCUGAGUGUCCCUAUCAGCCCGCCUGACGUCCUCUCGUCCUACGGAUUCGAGGGGGAGCCCAGCGGAUUGACCCCAGAGCAGUGGUACUACAAGUUCAUCGCCUUCAAUUUUCUGGCGAUGCGCGGCUCGGACGAGGCGGACUUCAGGGCCCUCAGCAGGCCCAAGGGCAUCGUCAGCCCUAUCCUGCGGUUCACGCUCUACCCAGUCUGCCAGCGACAGGCAGCGGCAUGGGUCGAGGACGUGGCCCGCUGGCCGUUCGAGCGCGCGGUGGCUGCCCACCUGCGGUCCCCGUUCGAGCUGGCGCCGGCGGACUUCCUGCGGGCGUUCGGGUUCCUCUUCGGCCGGGAGAGCUCCUGGGAGCCGGAGCCCGCACAGCUCGCGCAGCUGCUGUCCGCGGCCCGGCAGCUGGAUGGGCCAGAGGCCUUAAGCAGCAGCAUCUGGGCGCGGUUCGUAGCGGACGCGCCCUCGGGGUAA